Microsporum canis CBS 113480 is the source of this 2439-nucleotide messenger RNA. RefSeq names its product RMD11. Gene Ontology annotation, cellular component: GATOR1 complex. The coding region runs from base 1 to 2439 and encodes 812 amino acids. Gene Ontology annotation, biological process: negative regulation of TORC1 signaling; TORC1 signaling; cellular response to amino acid starvation. The record is from RefSeq and is a predicted model, not a curated record. Lineage: Eukaryota; Fungi; Ascomycota; Eurotiomycetes; Onygenales; Arthrodermataceae. The transcript has 2 exons.
AUGUCGUCCGUGAUACGCCCGCCAGACCCAUGUCUGAUAGCAAUUGCUCUUGUCGUUCGCUCCCGCGCUGGCCCCCGGUUUGUCUACCAUUAUCCCCCCAACCCAUCCAUAGCUGAGUCCCCCUCCACCUCGCCAAACAAGUACGACUCCCUGAGCCAGAACCAGGACCCGGACCCGGACCAGGAGACUAAAACUACUGAUUCCGGGGCCUCGGUGGACGAGGAAGUCGGUACGUCCGAAGAGGACGAUGAUGCGAGCGUUUUAGGGGAAAGAGACCGGGAUCGGGAUAGAGAUCGGGAGAGGCUCCUUGAAAGAGACCAGCGCAGGUCUCCAUCCCGUCACCAUGUGUUGAAGAAGAGAGUGGCUAUACAGGGAGCGCCAGAAGGUGACGGGGCCGAAAGCAUUCGUGAAGAGAAGAGGGCCGACCUUGCGAAUGUGCAGUUACAGGCUGAUUCGUUCCUAGGACUGAAAUAUGAUGUUUGGGAGAAACUGCUGAGUCCAUCGCCGGCAUGGCAUAAGCGGCGGUUUGAAGUGGGUGUCAACGAUCUUACGUUUGUAGGAUGGCCUGUUUUCGUCCGGAAGGAUGGUACAUGGAGGAAGAAGAAGAAAAAAAAGAAGGAGAAGGAGAAGGAGAAGGGAAAGACGGACAGGAAGAAGCACGGCGGGAACGGUUCUAUCUCUGGCCUUGGAGCUGCUAUCAGUGCUGGCGAAGCGUCUAUGAGUGUGCCUCUUGUUUCUAUACCCGGUGAUGCCCAUGAUGAUGCUACGAAUGAUGAUUCCGAUGAACUGUCCGAGGAAGAGCAGUUGACUAUCAAGGAUGGCAUGACGAUGUUUAACGUCGUGUUUGUGCUCAACCCGCCUACGCUGGAGUACAAUGUGCGCAUCCGGGAGAUGUACGAGAAUGUGGUCAAGAAGUUUGGCAAGGCGUUGAAGUCUGAGCAGGCGAGGGCCAAUUAUGUCUGGAAAGAGGCCCUGAAUAUCCUGCGCAUCAAGGAGAAAUGCCGUGAAGAGAGAUGCUCACUAUCUGCGGUUUACUCGCAGCUGUUUGCCAAAUCCAGCCUUGCGCAGGCCAUCGAGACGCUGUAUACGGACAUCUCAGCGUCAAAGAUUGCAUCCGUGUCUCUUGGUCCGCAGACGAGCAUGUCCAUGCAGAUACCGCCGAUGACCUCUACGCCGCAUCUUCCUUCACCCAACGAACCAGGCUAUCCUGGUCUCUGGCUGACGACAGCCGACAGCAUAUCGACCACGGACGAGACGUCCGCACUGGCAGCUUCGGGACAAAACCAGGUGCUGGCCAAGCACUUUGCCCUGUUACUGCUGAGUGAUGAGAACACGAUACUGAAAGACAUCGAGGCGUCGAAGAGCACCAUCGGCCCACCGCUGGCGCACUACAUACGCUCGUCCAAGCCGACCAAGUCGUUUGCCCAGAUAUCUGCCCGUUCACGUAUACCACUCAGCGACAUACAGGUUCUAGCGAGCCAUCUGGUGUACUGGAGACGAGCGCGGGCGAUACCACCGCUGAACAAGAAGGAUGUCUACAUUGUCUCUCCGAACGCGGACAUGAGCAAGUUGACUAUUGCUACCGCAGCGUACGAGGCGACAUUCCCGACACUGCCAAGCUUACCGAAGAUGCUGUCUGCGCUGAGCUGUGGGAGUCCACGGCCUUAUUACAGCUUCAUACCGAGCCGGGACCACAAGGAAGUGUACUACGAGAUUUUAGCGUGGCUGGUCAGGGGAGGAUGGGUGACGCAGCUGCGAACCUUUGGGUGGGUUAAGGUUAGUCCCGAAGUGAAGAGCGCGGUACGGGACGCGAUGAUUAGGGAGGAGAGGAGGAAGUCGAUGUCGAUGGACAGGCGUCGUCCAUCCCUCUCCGCCGUACGGGCCAUGGCUACGGCAGAGGAUGCAGAAGAAAAGAACGAGGAGAAAGACGAAGAAGACGACGAAAGAGGAGGAGAGAAACAAGACGGCUACGGUUCAUCCUCAUCCUCGUCACUGGACAGCGAGAUGAGCGGCGAGGCCACGCCUGUCCCAGGCCGAGUACGUGCCCUCCACACCGGGAGAAUGACAUCUUCGCUCAUCCUACGGCCACACCAAGCAUCGCCCGUCGAGUCUCGCUGGCUGGACUACAUCCUGAGCCGGUUCCCUGACCCGCCCGUGUCGACGGCAGGCUCGCCGCCCUCGACGGCGGAAGAGGGCCGACAGAGCUUCGACACCGACGACUCGGAGCUGGACAUGUACGUGGCUCUGCGGCGGUACUGGCCGGUGCUUACAAAGUACUUCAACGGCACGGAUGCACUGCAGAAGAUCACGGUGCGAGAAGGGCUGAGCCAUCGACUGGUGUGGAGGGUGCUGGGGAUGCUGGACGUGAACACGCCGGCGGAGACGGAGGGCACCUGGGACGAGCACGAGAAGGUCCUUGUCACCGUCCGGCACUGGUAG